UCUUCUCUUCACUGUCUGUCUACGUCCUACUUUGCUUCUCCAUUUUUCAGUCCCAGCACACACAGAUUCACCAACUAGACCGGCACGCUCUGAUCUAGCUUCUGCUUCUCCAUCUCUGUCGCUUGGCGUAAGUUCUUCGAUAGAGGUUCCGAGGCGCUGAGGCAGAGUACGUAGUAAAUGGGCGAGCUUGCAUUGUUUCCGUUUUGUUACUAAGGGAGACUUUUGCUCAAGAAGUCAUAGUUGAAGCCAAAGAUCAGAAGGAAAAAAAGUGACCAAAAAUGUGGAGAUCAUUGUGGGAGGUCAUUCCGCCCAGUCUCAAGAAGACAUGGGAGAGGCAGAAUAUCAGGGGAGUUGUUCUCUUAAGCUUUUUACUGCAAACCAUUUUGAUUUUGGGUGCUCCGUUUAGAAAACGAACAGGAAAAAAGUGGGUCAUCCUGCUCAUCUGGUUAUCUUACUCGUUUGCCGACUGGGCUGCCAGCUUUGCUGUCGGACUCAUCUCCACCAGUCAAAGCUCCAAGCCUGGUGAGAACAGUGACCUUCUUGCAUUUUGGGCACCGUUCCUGCUGUUACAUCUUGGUGGCCCGGACACCAUAACUGCUUUUGCCCUUGAGGAUAAUGAGCUCUGGCUUAGGCACUUCCUUAACCUAGUAUUUCAGGUUGUCGCCACAGUUUAUGUCUUCCUGCAAACAAUUCCCGACAACAACCUAUGGCUCGCGACUCUCCUCAUGUUCUUCGCAGGUAUCAUCAAGUAUGCUGAACGGACCCGUUCUCUGUAUCUUGCAAGCACGGCUGGGUUCCGAGAAUCCAUGCUUGAGGAACCAAAUCCGGGGCCAAACUACGCGAAGCUCAUGGAGGAAUACUCUUCAAAGCAAGACGCCGGACAUCCUACAAAGAUAGACGUGACAGCAGAGCCUGACAAAGAAUCAAAGGUUGCCUUUUUUACUGUGAAAGAGGACAGGCUAAAUGAUUUUGAAGUUGUGGAAUAUGCUUACCAUUUCUUCAAAAUCUUUAAGGGACUCAUUGUUGAUCUCAUCUUUAGCUUCCGUAGGCGCAAUGAGAGCCGAGCAUUUUUCCAGGCGAGAACUUCAGAAGAUGCGCUUAGAGUGAUAGAGGUUGAACUCAACUUCAUCUAUGAAGUUCUUUAUACGAAGGUGGUUGUGGUGCAUGAUUUAAAAGGAUACUUCUUCCGUGUUCUAUCCUUCGCUUCAAUUUGGGUGGCCCUAGCGCUCUUUAUUUCAUUAGACAAGCCUCGCUUAAGGAAGUUUCAUAUUGGAAUUACCUACACACUGUUGAUCGGUGCCUUGAGCUUGGACUUAAUAGCUCUAUUCAUGCUUAUUUUCUCGGAUUGGACUAUAGCUUCUCUCAAGAAGACAAAGAAUUUUCCAAUUAUUGGGACCAUCUUCAAAACAUAUGUCAAAAUUAAGAAUUCAAGGUGGGCUGAAGGCAAGGAAGGUUCUGAUACUAUAUUUUCAAAGUUGGCCACACCAAUUAUACUUCGUAGGUGGUCUGAAUCCGUGUCAGGAUUCAACUUGAUAACAUAUUGCCUCAUGGAACGUCCAAAAAAGUUCCAUGAAGUCAAAGUUGAGUCCUGGCUUGGCUGGAUUGGCUAUUUGAAAAUUAUAUGGGAAUAUUGCUGGAAAAAAGUCGUUGAUCGUUUAGGUGCUAAGGAUUUUCUCGAUGAGUUGAAAUAUGUUGCCAGCAAGCCCUUCAAAAAAAACCUUUGGCAAUUUAUCUUUUUGGAGCUGAUGCAGAAAUCUAAAGGUGCAGAUGAUGCAGAAAGUACAAGGAGAAUCUGUUCAGCUAGAGGUUCUUAUGUUCUUGAAGAAUAUGGAAAGGUCAUGGACAUAGAUAAAAAAUUAAUAGCAGAUUACAUUGGAAACGUUAAUUUUGAUGAGAGCCUUCUGCUUUGGCAUAUUGCUACUGAACUUUGCUACGAAAAAGAAAUAAACAAAGCAGGAACAGCAACCAGUACUGCUGAUGAUUUAACAACAAUUGAUCAUCGUGAAUUCAGCAAGCUCCUUUCAGAUUAUAUGCUAUAUCUUCUAUUGAUGCAACCUACUAUUAUGUCUGCUGUGGCAGGUGUUGGGCGAAUAAGAUUUCGUGAUACAUGUGCUGAGGCAGAAAGAUUCUUUAGCAGUAGGGGACUAGGACCAACCCAGGAACAUGGUGCUUGUGCAAGCCUCCUCGAUGUGAAUACAGAUGUUAAACCUAUUCAUGUGAAGGGUGAUAGAAGCAAAUCUGUACUGUUUGAUGCAUGUUUGCUGUCCAAAGAGCUGCAAAAAUUGGGGGAAAAGGAGAAAUGGGUGAUAAUGAGUAAAGUUUGCUUGGAAAUGUUGUCAUAUGCAUCAAGUCAUUGCACACCAUUCACGCAUGCUCAGCAUGUUAGUAAAGGUGGACAACUUCUUACCCUAGUUUGGUUACUGAUGGCUCAUUUUGGGCUUGGAGAACAGCUCCAAAUCAAUGAGGGUCUUCCUAGGGCAAAGUUGAUCGUGGGUAAAUAGUUCAAUCCAUGUUGCUUUUUCAUUUUUAUAUUUUGAAAAGUGUGUUACAGGGGAUGUUGGGGUAAUGGUAUGUAUGUUUUAUGGGAGAGAAGUGUUAUAUCUAUGCAGACUAUAAAUUGA
Molecule: messenger RNA, 2621 nt
Organism: Juglans regia (Persian walnut)
Lineage: Eukaryota; Viridiplantae; Streptophyta; Magnoliopsida; Fagales; Juglandaceae
Exons: 2
Coding region: 279-2501 (740 amino acids)
Source: RefSeq, a predicted model, not a curated record